This is a messenger RNA of Pecten maximus, 1149 nucleotides long. RefSeq names its product neuropilin-1-like. The transcript is spliced from 5 exons. Bases 1 to 1149 code for a protein of 382 amino acids. Gene Ontology annotation, cellular component: plasma membrane. The record is from RefSeq and is a predicted model, not a curated record. Lineage: Eukaryota; Metazoa; Mollusca; Bivalvia; Pectinida; Pectinidae.
AUGUAUUUUUUCCCUAGAUGUAGUGAUUAUCUUCACCUCUUUCUGAACCUGGAGCGGGGUGAGGUCAACGAAAACAGUGACUACGACAUCGAACUCUGUGGCAACAUCUCAACCUUAAAUCAGAAGACAUACUACUCACGGGGUCGCAGUCUCGUCCUCGAGUUCCAUUCUGAUCCUACGAAAAAUUUAACUUUUACAGGAUUUAAAGGAAUAUUCAAAUUUUUAGAUGCACGUGACUUUGUGAGUUCAUGCCAAAAAGAACUAGGAACCCAGUGUUCCUAUACCUGCCCUAGUAACCCUGGUAACAGUAUAGGCAACAACAAAUUUUUUUCGCCACGGUUUCCGCAGAAUUACCCGCACUCAUCCACAUGUCAUUAUCAGUUCCUAGGACAGGAGGGAGAAAAAGUUCGGAUACAUUUCCAGACAAUACAGCUCUACAACAAUGAAAAUUUACCGUGUGACAAGGCUAAAGAUUACAUAGAGGUGCAUGAUGGUCUAGAUCGUACACAUCCCACGAUUCGCCAGUACUGUGGGACGGGAGGAGUUGAGAGUCGCGUAGUCACAUCAAAAGGACCAUUCAUGUUUGUCAUCUUCUCAUCAAACGACUUCAACCAUCAAAAGGGCUUCGUAGCAUCGUAUGAUUUCAUCUCCAAACAUACCACACUACCAUACACAACAUCUCCUUAUCAAGAUGAUGCUAUCGUCGGCGAAGAGUCUGAGGGUGCUGUGUUUGAUGUAGUCUGCCUGAGUGCCUCCCAACUCCUACCUCACCCCCACCCACAAACCCAACCUCACCCCCACCCACACCCCAACCUCACCCCCAACCUCACCCCCACCCACACACCCAACCUCACCCCCACCCACACACCCAACCUCACCCCCAACCUCACCCCCACCCACACACCCAACCUCACCCCCAACCUCACCCCCACCCACACACCCAACCUCACCCCCACCCACACCCCAACCUCACCCCCACCCACACACCCAACCUCACCCCCACCCCCACCUCCAGCCUCACCCCCACCCACACCCCAAACCUCACCCCCACCCACACCCCCAACCUCGCCCCCACCCACACCUCCAACCCACACCUCCAACCCUCCCUCAGGUGUUUUCCUGCCAAGUCCAGUAUCACCUCUCCUUUAA